AUGUCUUCGGCCGUAGCAGAGCUGGAGAGCUAUCUCCAAUCCAUGCUGGCGUUGAAGCCUCCUGGUGUAUCUGGUUCAAAGAUUCAAGGAAUCACCACUCUUUGCACCGCGAAUGUUCAGAAUGAAUCCGUUCUCAUCCAAAAGAUCUACACUCACUUCAAGAAGGCACCGGGCACCCACAAGCUGGGAGUACUCUAUGUCGUAGACUCUGUAACCCGACAGUGGGUAGAAGCUGCACGCAAGGCUGGUCAACCUCCCGGGUCUUCGGCCCCCGAUGGAACCUUCGCCGCAGGCGUCAACCGAGUCACCGAAUUACUUCCUGUUCUGAUGGGAGACAUCAUAAACAACGCCCCGCAAGACCAAAAGGACAAGAUUCGAAAGCUGAUUGACAUUUGGGAUCGUGGAUACACUUUCCCAGCUCCUAUGCUUGCUUCGUUCCGUGAGAAACUGAAUGCUCCCCAAAACGUUGAAUCGACCACCCCUGAAGGAUCACCCGCUCCGGGCUUUAACCUUAUGGGAACUGCACCCCUCGCUCCAGCCAACAAUGGCUCCGCCGCCGCUGCGCAAGAUACCUCAAGUAUCCUGAAAGCCUUGGCAGAUAUGGCUAAGCAGAGCACUGCGGCUCCAAAUGCCCCCGCCCCGGCUGCAGCUCCAGUUAACCCUCUGGCUGCCUUGAACCCACCCGCUGCGUACGCCGCUGCAGGAGCUAUGAACCCCUUCGCUGCCUUGACCGGUGCUCUCGGUCAGAACCCUGCCAUGGGUCAGCCUCAGAGUCAAAGCCAGACCCCCAACCCCAUGGCUGCUGCUCAGAACCCUCUGGCAGCGAUGAUGCCUCAAGCCGCGCCCGCUUUACCCGAUGGUGGAGCCAUGGCUCAGCAGUGGCAGCUGUUGCAAAUGCUCGCCGCACAGGGCAUUCCCCAGGAACAAUGGGCCGCGGCUCUUCAAAUCUUCAGCAUGACCAACGGCAUGGGUGCCAACCCCGCUCAGCUCCCUGGCUUCAAUGCCAUGCCCGGCAUGCCCAACGCUUGGGGUCACCAAGAACAGAACCGUGAUGACCGUGACCGCGACUACAACCGUUCUCCUGGUGGUUACCGCCGUCGUUCCCGCUCUCCUGGUGCCACCUGGGGAGAUCGUCGUCGCACUGCCUCUCCUCCUCGUCGCCGUGAGAGCCCUGUCUAUGGUGAAUACCAUGCUGAUUCCCCUGGCCGUCGUGGUGAUGCUCGUGGUCGCCGACCCAAUGAAUACCGUCAGCGCAGCCCGCCUGGACGCAGACGCCGCUCGCCUUCGCCUCCUCAGAAGGACCCCAACCUCCCUCCUCCUGGACCCAAGCUUAUUGAGUGGGAUUACUCCAUUGGCCAGGGUAACAUUAAAGUUCUGAGCCGAACCCUCUUCGUUGGUGGUGUUACCUCAUCCGAGGCCAAUCUGCGUGCUCUGUUCGGCAAGUUCGGUCUCGUUCAGACCUGUAUCGUCAACAUCGACAAGCGUCAUGCUUUUAUCAAGAUGAUCAGUCGCCAGGAUGCGAUCAGCGCACGUGAUGGAAUGGAGUCAUACCGGGUCAAUGAGAUGCAGUUGCGCACUCGAUGGGGUGUUGGAUUCGGUCCUCGUGACUGCAGCGACUACCAGACUGGUAUCAGCAUCAUUCCUAUUGAACGUUUGACCGAGGCCGAUCGUAAGUGGAUGCUUACUGCCGAGUAUGGUGGUACUGGUGGUCACUCUAUUGAGUCUGGUAUGGUGGUUGAGGAACCUGACAUUGAAAUCGGUGCCGGUGUAUCCUCCAAGGCUAUCAGUCGCCGCAUCGCUACCGAUACUGGCGGCAAACGUGGCCCUAUCUCCACUCGCACUGGUCAGCCUGAGCAGCCGCAGCAGCGAUUUGGUGGUGGUGGUGGUGGUCGCCGUCAUGAGCGUGGUGAUGGCUACGGUGGUCCUCAUAACGCCGGUCCUCCCCAGGGCGAUCGCAAUGACAUGAGUAACAUGAACAACCCUGCCGUCCCCCUGCCGUUCCCGCAUACGGUUUCAGCUUUGCCAACAUCCCCAUGCUCCCUCCUGGUUUCAUGA
Penicillium malachiteum is the source of this 2055-nucleotide messenger RNA. Its product is annotated as Nrd1 complex RNA-binding subunit. Gene Ontology annotation, cellular component: nucleus. The transcript has 5 exons. NCBI's taxonomy places the organism in Eukaryota, Fungi, Ascomycota, Eurotiomycetes, Eurotiales, Aspergillaceae. The record is from RefSeq and is a predicted model, not a curated record. The coding region runs from base 1 to 2055 and encodes 684 amino acids. Gene Ontology annotation, molecular function: RNA binding.